CCCAGGCCACCAGGAGAGCUCCAUCCCUACUUUCUGAAGGCCCACUGACCUGGGCCCCAGUAUCCUUGAGGAUCAUGAUGGCGUAUAUGAACCCGGGGCCGCACUAUUCCGUCAACGCCUUGGCCCUGAGUGGCCCUAGUGUGGAUUUGAUGCACCAAGCUGUGUCCUACCCAAGCGCCCCGAGAAAGCAGCGGCGAGAACGGACCACCUUCACACGAAGCCAGUUGGAGGAGCUGGAGGCCCUGUUUGCUAAGACUCAGUACCCGGACGUGUAUGCCCGUGAGGAGGUGGCUCUGAAGAUCAAUCUGCCUGAGUCCAGGGUUCAGGUUUGGUUCAAGAACCGCAGGGCUAAAUGUCGACAGCAGCGGCAGCAACAGAAACAGCUACAGCAGCCCCCAGGGGCACAAGCCAAGGCUCGUCCUGCCAAGAGGAAGGCAGGCACCUCUCCAAGAUCGUCCACGGAUGUCUGUCCAGACCCGCUGGGCAUCUCAGAUUCCUACAGCCCCCCUCUACCCGGGCCCUCAGGCUCCCCCACCACGGCAGUGGCCACGGUGUCCAUUUGGAGUCCGGCCUCAGAGUCCCCUUUGCCCGAGGCACAGCGGGCUGGGCUAGUGGCCUCGGGCCCUUCUCUGACGUCGUCGGCGCCCUACGCCAUGACCUACGCCCCCGCCUCUGCUUUCUGCUCCUCCCCCUCGGCGUAUGGGUCGCCGAGCUCCUACUUCAGUGGCCUGGAUCCCUACCUUUCUCCCAUGGUGCCCCAGUUGGGGGGCCCGGCUCUCAGCCCCCUUUCUGGCCCCUCCAUGGGGCCCUCACUGACCCAGUCCCCCACCUCCCUGUCAGGCCAGAGCUAUGGCACCUACAGCCCUGUGGACAGCUUAGAAUUCAAGGACCCCACAGGCACCUGGAAAUUCACCUACAACCCCAUGGAUCCCCUGGACUACAAGGAUCAGAGUGCCUGGAAGUUUCAGAUCUUGUAGAAUACAC
This is a messenger RNA of Lipotes vexillifer (Yangtze River dolphin), 984 nucleotides long. It is a transcript of the gene CRX, whose product is annotated as cone-rod homeobox. The coding region runs from base 75 to 977 and encodes 300 amino acids. NCBI's taxonomy places the organism in Eukaryota, Metazoa, Chordata, Mammalia, Artiodactyla, Lipotidae. Gene Ontology annotation, biological process: regulation of transcription by RNA polymerase II; multicellular organism development. The transcript is spliced from 4 exons. Gene Ontology annotation, molecular function: RNA polymerase II cis-regulatory region sequence-specific DNA binding; DNA-binding transcription factor activity, RNA polymerase II-specific. The record is from RefSeq and is a predicted model, not a curated record. Gene Ontology annotation, cellular component: nucleus.